CUUCACAACUUUCGAUAUGGCCGAUGGGAAAACCGCCAAGAGCGACACUAUGUUACAAAGCAAUGCUUCGUCCAGCGAACUGGCUGGCUCACUAAGCUCUGAUGAUAUACAAAAUCCUACCGAAGGACAUAGCCACGACCUGAAAAGGAACUAUUCGCUUUGGUCAAUCCUAGGAGCUGGCUUUUCACUCACGAACUCUUGGGUUGGAAUCAAUUCAGGUGGGCCUGUCUUGCUUGUUUACGGCAUCAUUGUUGUAAUGCUGGUCAGCAUAUGCGUUGGUGUUAGUUUGAGUGAACUCGCUAGUGCACUUCCGAAUGCAGGUAAGAUCUAUAAUGCUUCCGAUCUAUUUCAUUGGCAUCUGAACCACCCUCUAACAUACUACUANGGCGGGCAGUACUUCUGGGCCGCACAAUUAUCGUCGAGGAAGUACGCUAGAUUUUCGAGUUAUCUUACCGGCUGGUUCUCGUGGGCUGGAGCUAUCUUCUCGUGCACAUCAACCACGAUUGGAGUCGCAAGUGGAUUAAGUCCAAAAUUUGUGUUUGCGACUUUCAUCAACAACACCGGUUGGACCAAUGCUGGUAUCGCCUUCAUAACUGGAUUGAUCAACGCCAACUGGGCAUUUGCAUGCCUCGAUUGUGCGACUCACCUUGCGGAAGAAGUUCAUCAACCCGAACGUAUGAUUCCGAUCGCAAUCAUGGGUACUGUUGCUAUUGGAUUUGUUACCAGCUGGUGCUUCGUUGUCUCCAUGCUGUUCAGCAUCAUCGGUGAUUUCCAGAAUGUGGCCAACAGUGUGACCGGAGUCCCGAUCCUCCAGCUUUUCUACAAUGCCCUCGACAACACCGCUGGAGCUAUCGUUCUUGAGGUUCUGAUUAUCUGCACAGGUCUGGGCUGUGUGAUUGCUGGACAUACCUGGCAGAGUCGCCUCUGUUUCUCUUUCGCUAGAGACGCUGGAGUGCCAGGCAACAAGUGGCUUCAAAAGAUUAAUCCCAAGCUGGACGUGCCCAUCAACGCACACUUCACUAGUUGCGUUAUUGUCACAAUUGUUGGAUGCAUGUACCUGGCAUCUACAGCUGCUUUCAACGCGAUGUCUAGCGCUUGUAUCGUCUUGCUCUACAUCUCAUAUGCCAUUCCGGUUAUUUGCCUUCUUUGCAGAGGCAGACAGAAAUCACUUACUGGACCCUUCAAUCUGGGAGUUUUCGGACUCAUCUCCAACUACGUUCUACUGGCUUGGACAAUAUUCACGUUGGUCUUGUAUUCGUUCCCGUCAUACAUGCCUGCGACAGCUGGAAACAUGAACUACGUCUGCGUCGUGUACGCAAUCGUUUUGUUCAUCAUCGCAAUUGACUGGACUUGUAGAGGCAGGAAGCAGUACAUAGGGCAGGAGGAAAGACAAGUCGAUGAUGGACAUAACGACAUCUUGACGAAAGCAAGCCCGGCAGAACCA
Messenger RNA from Aureobasidium musti, 1444 nucleotides. The record is from the annotation of a GenBank genome assembly. NCBI's taxonomy places the organism in Eukaryota, Fungi, Ascomycota, Dothideomycetes, Dothideales, Saccotheciaceae.